This is a messenger RNA of Ogataea philodendri, 321 nucleotides long. RefSeq lists its product as uncharacterized. The record is from RefSeq and is a predicted model, not a curated record. Bases 1 to 321 code for a protein of 106 amino acids. The transcript has a single exon. NCBI's taxonomy places the organism in Eukaryota, Fungi, Ascomycota, Pichiomycetes, Pichiales, Pichiaceae.
AUGCAUGCUGUUAGCCCUGUUGAGGUAAGUAGCGAUUGUUUCUUGAGCAGAAAGUCAAUGUCAUUCGAAACCAUCACGAUUGCCUUUCCAAACGAGUUGCAUUUGGCCACAAUCAUGUUUGCAAAUUCUGUAACCUUUCCUGUGGCAAACCUGACUCGUUGGACAGCGUCUCUAUAUUGGUGGACCUGGUCGUUGUACAGCACCAAGGCAAACUUGUAUGAGUUUUCAUCCUUGACGCCGUACAAUUGUGGGUCGAGUUCAGACAGCUCGGACCAGUGUAGAAUGUCCAAUCUUGUUUUUGGAGGCAGGAUACAUGGAUAG